AUGUGGUGCUACCUGUGGAUAUUUUUCACUGGAUUUCAUAUUUUAACUGCUUUCUACCCAAACACUGUUUGUUGCGCUUCUGAGAAUAAGGAAUACGAAUACGUACAUCCAGUGAAUAAAAUUCCAAAUGACUCUUAUAUAUUAGUGCAUACUGUGGGAGGAGAUCUUCUGUGUGUUCAUAGACGUUCGGGUUCAGUUAAGUGGAAGCUACACUCAGUUUCCGCUCUGAGUGCAGCUUACCAUGAUGGACCAAUGCUUGUUGUAGACCCAAUCAGUGGAUCUCUGUACGAAUAUGCCAGUGCUGUCUCUGAUUUCCUUUUUCACCAGUUAGAACAUUCGAUCAUGGGACACGUUCGGCGCUCUCCUGCGUAUUACAAAAAUUUCCUCUCCCUAGGUUCCAAAUCUGACUAUUGGAUAUCUGUCGAUAUGAAUACAGGAAACAUAAUAGAGUCUGUGUUUCAAGAUUAUGUGGAUAAAUGUCCAACUUCAUUAAACACUGGAAAUAUAAAUACCUUACAAAAUUCAACAGAACAACAGGCUGAUGUUAUUAACCUUGGAAGAACUCAGUACAACCUUGUUCUUCGUGAUCGAUUUACUGGAUCUGUUAAGCUUAACAUCACGUACAAUACAUUCGCUUCUCACACGGGGGCUGAUUUACAAAAUUACGACUUACAACACGUUGCUAUUACACAACCGGCUCUGUUGACCUUUGAAGGAUCAAAGUUAAUUUGGAGUCUGCCAUUAUCGUCGCCUGUAAUCGGUUUGUAUGCAGUAUGGUCACUGCCUGAUUCAUCGUCUAGUAUUCAUACAGUUAAUGAAAAUAGUAAUAAUAAUAAUAAUGACAAUUAUAAGGAUACAAUUAAUACGCACACGCAUGGUAAAGAUGUCCAUCAUCAUGAUGCGCCUGAUGAGUCGAAUUUCAACCCUACCAGUGAUGAUAAAGAGUCAGUAAGGGAAACAGUGAAAUUGCCAAGGAUUCUUAGACGUAUUGCAUUUACAACGUAUGCACUAGAUCUGGAGAAUACAUCACAUCUUCCUGAUGAUCAAAUUUAUGAUGUGAUAGAAGCAAAAUUUAAUGGCACAUUAGAUUUCGCACCUUCACUGUAUGUCGGUCGAUCGAAAUCAGCACCAGUUUACGCUUUUAUAUGCGUAGCAGAAUCUACACUACGGUUACGUGGUUUACGUAGAGCCUCUGAAAUGUAUAUGUUAGAAGGUCCAAAAAAUUUGAACACUGUAGAUAACAAUCGACCGCCUAGAACCGAAACAUACAGUAGCAGUGAUCAUAAGAAUAAUGAUAAUAUUUGGCCUAACGGUCUUAUUGGAUUGUAUGAAUUGCCUGCAAGUUAUAAUAGACCUUGGGUUAAUAAUGCAGCUGAUGAACAGUUUAUGCAUAUGCGUGAAAGAGGUGGACGAUUAAAACGUCUAUCAUCAAUACCAUCCGAUGCGUCUACUAUGUGGGCUGUCAUCGUACCUCCACCGAGUCCUUUGGAGAAUCCAUCAGAAAAUUUGGAUACAUCAGAAACCAGUGUAUCGCAGGAUUCAUCAUCUGUCAUCGAUGUGCACAACAAAAAGAUGAAAGGCAGUAGUUAUGCUGUCGAUAGUCGCUCUAAUACAUUCCUGUUUCGUUCUCAUUGGUUUUUCUGGUCCAUUUCACUACUAUUCACUAUUCUGUGCGUUCUCACCGCUUUGAUAUUCUUUCUAAACAUAUUUGUCAAGUCUUCAAAAAUUUACAACAUGACUUAUGGUGUAUAUUUUGAAAAUUUAUUUCGAGUAUUUGAAGCAACACAAAGUAUUUUUUCGAAGUUGUUCAUGUCACAUGUUAAUGAAAGUAAAGCAUAUUUGGUGAAUAGUCAGGCAGUGAAAGUGAAUCCUCCCACAGAAACACAUUCGGUAAUACCAGGUUUUCUUCCUUGUCAUUUCGAUAUACCAAACUCGGAUGGUUGGGCUGGAUGUUCGGCACAAGAAGCUGGUCAACCUGAACCAAUUCGUAUUAAUUUAAACAAAGUUCUAGGUCAAGGUGCAAAUGGUACAAUGGUUUUUGCUGGUACUUAUGGUCCACAUGAAACAGCUGUUAAACGUAUUGUAAGACAUCCUUUGCUGGAGAAACAUUGGCGUCGUGAACAUGCUAUAUUGUUGCAACACCAACAUCCACAUUUAGUUCGUUGCUACUGGACAGGUAGUACUGCAAAUUUUCAUUAUUUAGUAAUGCAGAGAUGUGCACUAAGCUUAAAUGAAGCCUUAUUUCGAAGUUCAACAAUUUCGUCAACAUCAGAUAGUACUAAUACAACAACUAAUCCUAUAAAAAGAACCAUCCUUGAUGAUUUGGGUUUAACUCCAGUUGAAAUAAUUCGUCAAUUUAUUUUAGCUGUUGCAUGUUUACAUCGUAACCAUAUUGUUCAUAGAGAUUUGAAACCAAGUAAUAUACUCAUAACUAUUGACAAUAAUAACAAUAUUAAUAAUAAUAAUAAUAAUAACAAUAAUAAUACUGACAGCGGCAAUAAUCAGUCUAUUCGGAAAGCACGUAUUGUUGUUGGAGAUUUCGGUCUGUCACGUCCUUUAUCUACAGAUGAACAACAGGCUGAUACAACUUUGAAUUCAUUUGGACCGCAUAUUUCAGUGAAAAUUCAACAAAUGAAAAAUUGUCUAUCAGUAACUAAUGAUAAUAAUAAUAAUAAUAAUGGUUGUACUGAUGAUACUGGUUUAGCUGACGCCAAACAAUUGAAAGAUGGUAACAAUCAAUGCAAUGCUGAUAACAAUGCUAAUGUUUAUGGUAUAUGUGUAAGGUAUGGUGAUCAGAAACAGCCCACUACUACUGCUACUACCACUGAUACUUUGAAUGGAAAAGAGAACAAGUGUGAUACAGAUAAUAGUGUUUGCUUUACUUUUGGUACACUUGGUUGGAUGGCACCAGAACUUUGUGAUACAGAAUCAGCGGCACAAGUGAAAUUCGCUAUCGAUAUAUUUGCUUGUGGUCUAUUGGCUUUCUAUGUGUUAACGCAUGGUAAACAUCCAUAUGAUCGAUGCGACAAGGAAUCCAGUGAAUUUCGGACAGAAAAUAGUACUCAAUCGUCAACAUCUUCGUCGUCAUCAUCAAGAACAUCGUUAUCUUCGUCUGUUAUCAAUACCAAUACUAAUACUGGGUCUACUAAUUCUGGAAAUGAGAACAAAUCAUUUAGAUGUACAUCUUUAAGUCGACAGCAUGAAAGGCAACUGGCGAUAGCUGAACGUUGUGAACCUAAUUUAAGUAUAUUGACAGAAAAUUCAACAAAUGUUUGUGAAAGCUAUCUGUCUCGUUAUCUCAUUCAAACAAUGCUGUCAUCAGAUCCUGAUAGUCGACCUACAGCUGAAGAGAUCACCUAUUAUCCAUUGUUUUGGUCACCGAAUAAAGUGAUUCGUUUCUUUUCGGAAGUCUCAGAUGUUAUGGAUGUCAGAGAUUGUUUAUUCGAUUGUUCUUCAAGAAAGAAUACUAUUCAUAAUGAUGGUGGUAGUGUUGAUCGCAGUAAGCUAAACAGAAGCCAUAACAUUAGUAGUGGUAAUAAUAAUAAUAAGGUUGAUAACAAUAACAGCAAAAACCAACAGAAUGCCAAAAUCAGUCCAUGUCGACAGUUAACUAAGAAACGUUUCAAUGAAUAUCAUUGUCAACAAAUGGUGUCUGAACUUGAUUGUUAUACACAUUGGAUAUUCAAUAAACACUGGUUCUCCAGACUAGAGCCGGAACUUGUUCAUGACUUGUUGAGCACUAGGGGCUAUCAAGAUACCUCUGCUCUAUACCUUCUACGGGCUAUUCGAAAUAAACGCAAUCAUAUAUGGUCUUUACCAGAAAAUAUUCGUGCUAUUUUCGGUCAUAAUCAUGAAGGUAUGGCAGCUUAUUGGACAAGUCGUUUCCCUGCACUUCUCCCGCUUACAUAUGGUCUGUGUAAUAAACACUUCACUGGGAAUGCGAAUUUCGCAGAAUUUUUGCCACCCACAUCUGUAAGCAAAGUGUUCGUUGGUGCUCCAGUGAAUUGUCCGUGGUGGCCCAUUUGGAAUACUGAUGAUAACAGUCAGUCGAAUGAAACAUCGGUUCAAACAAACAAUGAAACUAACCAAUCAAGUUCAGACGGAAGACAGACGAUGAAAUCGGAUUCCAGUGUAUGGAAACGUGGUGAAGUUGUAUGCUCUUAUUCUGCAGAAUAUUAUAAACAAUAUGAUAAACCGCCUAAUCCUUUGAAGACAACGUCGAUGUUAACAACAAAAUCCUCUGAUAUACACCAAGAAGAAGAAGAAGACAGAAUUCAUUCCAGCGAAAUAGAUCCAAGCGAUGAAAACAGUACUGAAGGUAUAACAACAACCACUGAUGCUGCUGCCGCUGGUAGUGGUAAUCGUCGACGUCGUAGACCUAAUCAACCUAAAAAGAUACGUCCGUGUAAAAAACAAAUCAGUAUGCAACGACGUGAAAGUAUGCUUGCAAUAGCUGGAAGUGAAUUGCCUUUUUUGCAGACAAGCAUAAAUAAACCUAUCCAUGAAAGUUAAUCAAUCAACCCUGACUAUACACUCUUCAAUGAAGUGCAUGUCUUUCUCUUCGUUUUCUUUUUUUAUUUCUACACUUCUUGUAUAUAUUAUAUAUCCAAUGUUCUCUUUCUUGAAACUUGCUUUCAAGAUUUUGUCGUUUAUUUGUAUCAGUGUUGUCAACUCUUUGUAGGUCUGUUUGUGUGUACUUUCACACUAUUAACUAAGAUUUGUGAUAUUUCAUAAUAUCUGUAGAUGUUAUUAUUAUUAUCGUUUUUAUUUUAAUUAUUUGUAAAUAUACUCUUGAUUAAGUUGGUGGUUCUUCAUAUUCAACAGUGUUCGA
This is a messenger RNA of Trichobilharzia regenti, 4831 nucleotides long. Lineage: Eukaryota; Metazoa; Platyhelminthes; Trematoda; Strigeidida; Schistosomatidae. The record is from the annotation of a GenBank genome assembly.